Scatophagus argus is the source of this 2511-nucleotide messenger RNA. RefSeq names its product leucine-rich repeat-containing protein 52-like. Gene Ontology annotation, molecular function: voltage-gated potassium channel activity; transmembrane transporter binding; potassium channel activator activity. Gene Ontology annotation, cellular component: voltage-gated potassium channel complex. The transcript is spliced from 2 exons. The record is from RefSeq and is a predicted model, not a curated record. Bases 422 to 1399 code for a protein of 325 amino acids. NCBI's taxonomy places the organism in Eukaryota, Metazoa, Chordata, Actinopteri, Scatophagidae.
UCGCUGCACAGUUCAGUGCGCCCCCCUCAUUUGGAUUCAGUUUCGGAAAGGGAGACGAUGGCAAGCAUGUUGUGGAACAACUGGCCGUGAACACUGCAGGCAGCGCAGCUCGGGACCACGUUGGAAGCGUUUACAGUGUGUGAAUAGGUGUGUUAUGAUGGAAAUCUGAUGAAUUAGUGGAAUUAGAAACAGCAUGAAGGCAUCUGGCUGUCAGGUUCCAGGCAGUGGAUGCGCGCUGCAUCCAGAGCCAACAACAGGAUGAACUGAGACAUUACGCGCAGAGGUUGCCAGCGGCGAGCGUUAGAUUUGACCUCUGUGGGAAUAAUUUCUGGUACAAUCAACAUGGUGAGGAUGUAUCAAUGAAGAAUGUGACUGCGUCUGGCUCUCUCCAAACGGGGUGGAUGAAGCCCUCGGCAGUGUCAUGCGUCUUGCCCCGCAGCCAAGCGCGCAACCCUUGCGGCUCAUAGCUCUGUUCCUCCUCACUGCGGGGGUGAACACAUCCCCGGUUCUCUCCACGGGCUGCCCGGACAGGUGUGUGUGUGAUGACCAGCUGGUGGUUCAAUGCGCUGGGCAGCACCUGACCACCUUCCCGGUCAACUUGCCGCUGGCCACGCGGCAGCUCAUCAUCUCCAACAACCGCAUCGUGGAGCUGCCGCCGCUUGCGCUCAACUACCUCUCCGAUCUGGUGUACCUAGACUGCAGCAACAACUCUCUGACGGAAAUAUCAGAGUCCACGUUUGGGAAUCUACGGAAGCUGGCCUAUCUGGACCUCUCCUUCAACACUUUGAGCCGGAUCGAGGACAGGACAUUCGGUCCCUUGGCGAGCCUGGUGAUGCUGAGGAUGACCGACAACCCGGGACUCUCCGAGAUUCACCAGGACGCCUUUGCGGAAAACGCGGCCCUUCAAGUGCUGGAUGUGAGUCGGAACAACCUGACGGUCCUGAACAUCACCUCCCUGAUAGCGCUGCCCUCCCUGCGCUCGGUUGGCCUGAGUGGGAACCCUUGGAGCUGCGAGUGCGACAACGAAGACCUGUGCCUGUGGGUCCACCUGGAGGGCUUCAAGUUCCAAGAUGAGGGCCAGACAGUGUGUGGCUCCCCUGUUGACAUGCAGGGCCGCCGUCUGGGUGAGGUGGGCAUACAGCUACGGACGUUAUGUCAUCAGACUCUGGGCUCCUGGGACUACCUUUUCUUUGUUGUCAUCGGCUUUGUCAUCUUUGCCGCUGGCACCGUGUCGGCCUGGGUGAUGGGCGUCAUCAUGGUGCUCUAUGAGCGCUACAUCAAGAAGAAAGACGAACAGCUUGAUGUGGACGACGACGAAGGAACCAGUGAGACGGGCCGUACCUCGAGGGCUAGGAGUGACCAUGGCAACGGGAAUUUGAAAACGUCACAUACUGUUUAAAAGAUUUAAUCCCACCGUGCCUCCUGUCUAUAAAGUCUAAGCACACUCCAGUCUAAAUGAGUCUGUUUAACAGGUUCAGCUCUCAGAGAAGAGAAGGAGUUCAACAGAGAUGAGGAUUUUCACUGUUCUCAUUUGUAGUGUGCUUUCAGGUGAUGUAAAAAGCACCCUGGUUGCCACUGUGGAGGCCUCCAGCUGUUGUGUAUCACUGAUCAUAUAUGUAGAUGUAUUACUAUGUGAUUUAUUAAGUUGCAGUAUUUGGCAGCAAUGAAGCUUUAAUCAACCAAACUGGUUACUUUAGCAGCUUGCUGCUCUGAGGAUUGCAGAAUGUUUUAACUGGAAGUGACCAUAUUACGAGCACCUGCUCAAUUUGGCCUGUGUGCCAGUAACAGUGGUCACAUUUACCAGCUGGAAUAAUAGCUUCACGUUUUGAGAAUGUUGAUACCCCUCUCGUAUCUGUCUGUUAAAUAUGCAGCUACAGCUUUAUAUUUAAUAGACAGAUAUUGGCUUAGUUUAGAAUAACAUCUGGAAACAAAUACACAGUGAGUCUGGCUCUGUUCAAAGCCUUCCAACACCUCUAAGGUUUAUAGAUUAACAUGUUUUACCUUGUUUAUUUUCUUGACCAGGAGCAGCAUCUCAGCAGGGUCUGUGAGAACUGUUCCUAGUAUAACAGGUCAGACACAUGAAAUCUCUUAAAAUGGCAAAUUGUCAUUUUUGCACUUUGGUUUUUGUACAAAUGAAACAAACAAAUUGCGUGUUAUAGUGAACUUUAGAGGUGCUGGUAGAUGGGUUUUGUUAUCUUUGGACAAAUGAGCCAAACUACCUCCCCUGUCUCCAGUCUUUAUGCUAACUGACUGACUGCUGGCUGUAGCUAUGCAUUUAAUAGGUGGAUAUGAGAGUGGCAUCAAUCUUCUAAUUUGACUCUUAAGCAAGAGUGUUUCCUGAAAAUGUCAAACUAUUCCUUCAACCACAAUCUGGGUUCCAGCUACAGUAAGGGGCCGCAGUACUCAUCGUAGUCCAACUCAGACCAUCAGCUAUCUUAGCUGGUAUAAACUGCUUGUUUUUCAAAAGAUUUUUCCGUGUGGGGGGUGGGAAUAAAAUUGACUUUAUCUUUA